Messenger RNA from Cercopithifilaria johnstoni, 2031 nucleotides. The record is from the annotation of a GenBank genome assembly. NCBI's taxonomy places the organism in Eukaryota, Metazoa, Nematoda, Chromadorea, Rhabditida, Onchocercidae.
AUGUUAUCAAGGUUGCUAGAGGUUGCCUGUUGUACUGGAUGUGAAAAGAAGCAUUGGAAAGCGAACAAAAGCUACACGGCGAAAAAGAUGCCGGCGAAUGAAGCUGCUGUGAUACCAACAUCAUUUAUAGGACGUAUCAGUGUUCAUACCAGUCUUAUCUCAACCAGAGAUUACAAAACUACAGUGCAACUAUUGGAUGAUAACGAAACGAUUUGUCAAGAAUUUAAAAAGACAUCGAACGCCCAGUUUAUAUUAGACUAUGUAUGCGAAUGUUUGAAUAUUAUCGAAAAGGAUUACUUUGGGCUGCGAUAUCAAGACUUUAAUAGACACAGGUACUGGAUGGAUCUCAACAAACAAAUAUAUAAACAAGUACGAGGUCCUAAUGUAUCUUUGCGAUUUCGCGUGAGAUUCUAUCCAUCUGAUGUGAGUGUGUUAAAGGAAGAGAUAACUCGAUAUAUGUUGUUUGUGCAAUUGCAAAGAGACCUUCUCCAUGGACGUUUGUAUUGUCCUCAGAAUGAAGCAGCUAUACUGGGUGCGCUGAUUCUGCAAUCCCUAAUCGGUGAUUACGAUGCAGAAGAGAGACCAAAAAACUACGUUGCUGAAUACAAGUUACUUUUAAAACAAACCGAAAAACUUGAAGAAAAGAUCGCUGAUUCUCAUAAAUUGUUCAAAGGAUUCACUCCAGCAGAAGCGGAAAUGGAAUUUUUGAAACGAGCAUCAAAACUAGACACUUAUGGAUUUGAUCCAUACACUGUUAUGAAUAGGCAAAAACAGACAAUGUACAUUGGAGUUACAUAUCGCGGUAUCUAUAUUUACCACAUCAGUCGAAUGACCCAUCACAUUACAUGGAAUGAACUAGAUAAAGUAGAUUAUGUUGGGAAAGAAAUCAUGAUAACACCAAUGUCAUCUUACAUAUCGCCUUAUUCAUCGUCUUAUGAAGAUAUUGAACAAACAACAAACGCGUUCAAAUCCACUUCUAGUAUAAGAAAUGGAUUUAUCAAACCCCACAAAACGACAAGUGUAUUGAAAUUCCAUUGUCCGUCAGCAGUCUUUGCGAAACAUCUUUGGCGUCAUAUUUUGUCACAGCAAGCUUUUUUUACUGAAAAUGACGCCAAGCAUAUUAAACCAAAGUUUUCAAAACCGCGUAUACCCUUGUUAACCCGUGGUUCAACGUUUCGUUUUCCAACGUCAAGAGUCCUUCACGAAAUUGAAGUAGAAGGGCCUGGCAAACGCAAUGGACCUCAACCAAGGUUUACCAGAUAUCCGCUGCCUCGCCAAUCAUCGCGACAACAUGUUUGCAAUACUGAUAAUAAGUAUAACUCAUUUCCAGUUGUUCGCCGUGGUGGGAAAGUCUCUGAAGUGAUACCGGAAAAUGUGGAGGAAGAAAAGGCAAUAAGAUUGCUGUCAAACAGCGCUGUGAUAAGUGAAGUGGAUUUAUUACCAGCAACGGAAACAUCAGCCGCUGUCGCUUCAUCUGGUUCCGAAAACACGACAGUAUUUACUAUACAUCUUGUGCGGAAAGAACCAUUAUCUACACAUACGUUUGAAACCUCUGGUUUUGGAGUGCAGUCGCCAGAUGAAAACUCUUUUGAACAAAUGUUGGAUGCUAUGAAGCCAUUAUACACCAACACGAUUACUGGUAAUCGUAGUCCAGAUCCCUGUACUACCUUCACAACGAAAACGACUACGAAAAUAGAUGAUGUUGGGUGUGGCAUUAAUAAAUGUAAAAGUCCCGAAAAACUAGCACGUGAUCAUAAUGUUCUUGCCAUCAGCUCUCAAGUUUUAACAAAUAAGGAGAAACUGAGAGCUGUCUCAAGGCGUCCUACCACUUCUAUUACUUCAUCUGCUGCCAAAAUAUUCUUUUCAUUACUGUUGUUUUGGCUUCUAAUAACUGCCGUGGCUAUUUCUCUGUUUGAGCACGAUUCACCAUGGUUAGACUCUAUACCGGCCUUGGAUUCAGUGAGGCACAUGUUAUAUGAGCCGCUGCGGCAUUACAUUUUGGCGCUAUAUGUUCGCCUAGCACACCACUGA